Molecule: messenger RNA, 2601 nt
Organism: Colletotrichum graminicola M1.001
Lineage: Eukaryota; Fungi; Ascomycota; Sordariomycetes; Glomerellales; Glomerellaceae
Product: histidinol dehydrogenase
Exons: 2
Coding region: 1-2601 (866 amino acids)
Biological process (GO): L-histidine biosynthetic process
Cellular component (GO): cytoplasm
Molecular function (GO): histidinol dehydrogenase activity; phosphoribosyl-ATP diphosphatase activity; phosphoribosyl-AMP cyclohydrolase activity
Source: RefSeq, a predicted model, not a curated record
AUGGAAACGACACUACCUUUCCCCUUUCUCAUCAGCGUGGCUGUUCCGCCCGGCUUGUCCAAGCUGGACGGCCUUGACCGGGAGCAGGUCUCGAUCCUCGGGGCCCCCUUCUUUGAGGCCAACGACCAGACCCUGGAAAAGUUCCACAACUUCCUGAAGCAGCACAACGCAGAGUUCCGCGGAUACUUCGACGUCACCCGCAUCUCGUCGCGCGACGAUGUUGUCUCUCUGCUCGACGCAGGUGCCCGUAUGGUCUUCGUCUCCCCAGAGAACCUUGCCCAGUACGAAGAGUUCGGCUCCCGUGUGGGCUCCGUCCUCUCCACGGCCGACGUCACAACUAAGCCUGCCUCCAAGCACGCCGUCCUCGUCAAGGACUUUGACUCGGCCACAUGCGACCUGGGCUCCUUCAUUGAGCGCUGUAAGGUCGAGAAGCUGCCCAACUUGUUCAUCAAGCCCGUGCCCGAGAGCAAUCUCGACCACUUUGUCGACAUUGCCAAGCAGUGCUGUGCCAUCCCCGUACUGCCGUCUGAUGGCUUGACGGCCAGUAAAGAGGAGCCCAAGAAGCUGUCACUGUCCAAGCUCAUUUCAUCAUUUUGGAAAUCGGACAGGCCGGACGGCCUCAUUCCCACUGUCGUCUGCGACGAGUCCGGCACCGCGCUGGGCCUUGCCUACAGCAGCGCCGAGAGCGUUGGCGAGGCUCUGAGGACCCGCACUGGGGUCUACCAGAGCCGCAAGCGCGGCCUCUGGGUCAAGGGUGCCACGUCCGGAGAUACUCAAGAACUCGUCCGUAUCGCGCUGGACUGCGAUAAUGACACGCUCAAAUUUGUCGUCAGGCAGAAGGGUGGCUUCUGCCACCUGGACCAGCACGGCUGCUUCGGUGACCUCAGCGGCAUCCCUAGACUUGAGCAGACGCUCCAGUCACGCAAGAAGUCCGCGCCCGCAGGAUCCUACACCGCUCGUCUCUUUUCCGAUGAGAAGCUCCUGCGGGCGAAGAUCAUGGAGGAGGCGGAAGAGCUUUGCGAUGCCAAGACCCCUCAAGAGGUUGCCUUUGAGGCGGCCGACCUGAUUUACUUUGCGCUUACCAAGGCUGUUAGCGCGGGCGUCAGCCUUGCUGAUAUUGAGAGGAAUUUGGAUGCCAAGUCGUUUAAGGUGAAGAGGAGAACGGGAGAUGCUAAAGGCAAGUGGGCUGAGAAGGAGGGUAUCAAGCCUUCUUCAGCAACUUCCCCUGCAGCGGCAGCGGCACCGGCGCCCGCACCAAAGGACGAUGAGUCUGACAGGAUCACGAUGCGCCGCUACGACUUGACCAAGUCGUCCGCUGCCGAGAUCGGCGAGGUGCUGAAGCGUCCAUCACAAAAAUCACCCGAUGCUAUCCUAAACAUCGUCAAGCCCAUCAUUGACGAGGUUCGGGACGGAGGCGAUAAGGCCGUCCUGUCCUACACCCACAAGUUCGAGAAGGCCACGUCUCUGACUUCCCCUGUCCUCAAGGCCCCCUUCCCCAAGGAGGCCAUGCAGCUGUCCCCUGAGUCGAUCAAGGCCAUUGACAUCUCCUUCGAGAACAUCCGCAAGUUUCACGCCGCCCAGAAGGAGGACAAGCCUUUGCAGGUCGAAACCAUGCCCGGUGUCGUCUGCAGCCGUUUCUCCCGCCCCAUUGAGCGCGUAGGCCUCUACGUGCCCGGUGGCACCGCCGUCCUCCCCUCCACGGCCCUCAUGCUCGGUGUUCCCGCCAUGGUUGCUGGUUGUCAGAAGAUUGUCAUCGCCUCGCCGCCCCGUGCGGACGGCAGCCUCACCCCGGAGAUCGUCUACGUCGCUCACAAGGUCGGCGCUGAGAGCAUUGUCCUUGCCGGCGGCGCCCAGGCUGUCGCCGCCAUGGCCUACGGCACGGAGAGCGUGACAAAGGUCGACAAGAUCCUCGGGCCUGGUAACCAGUUCGUCACGGCGGCCAAGAUGUUCGUCAGCAACGACACCAACGCCGGCGUCAGCAUUGAUAUGCCUGCGGGCCCUUCCGAGGUCCUCGUCAUCGCUGACAAGGACGCCAACCCAGCUUUCGUCGCCUCGGACCUGUUGUCCCAAGCGGAGCACGGUGUCGACAGCCAGGUCGUGCUUAUCGCCAUUGACCUCACCGAGCAGCAGCUGCAGGCCAUCGAGGACGAGCUACACAGCCAGGCUAUGGCUCUGCCCCGUGUUGACAUUGUCCGCGGCGCCAUCGCCCACUCCGUCACCAUCCAGGUCAAGACCGUUGACGAGGCCAUGCGCAUCAGCAACGAUUAUGCUCCUGAACACUUGAUACUGCAGGUCAAGGACGCCGAAAAGGUGACGGAGAAGGUCAUGAACGCCGGGUCUGUCUUCAUCGGCGAGUGGACGCCCGAAAGUGUCGGUGACUACUCUGCCGGUGUCAAUCACUCUUUGCCUACGUACGGAUACGCCAAGCAGUAUUCGGGAGUCAACCUCGCAUCCUUCGUCAAGCACAUCACCAGCUCCAACCUGACGGCCGAGGGCCUGCGCAACGUCGGCGAAGCCGUCAUGCAGCUCGCCAAGACGGAGCAACUCGAGGCCCACCGCAGAGCCGUGGAGAUCCGCAUCGACCAUAUGAACCGCAGGUAA